Messenger RNA from Pelobates cultripes (western spadefoot toad), 25387 nucleotides. The record is from the annotation of a GenBank genome assembly. Lineage: Eukaryota; Metazoa; Chordata; Amphibia; Anura; Pelobatidae.
CUGCUGCUUUCCGCUCGAAAUCAAUAACACAGGUAGGUUAUAAAUAUAUACGUUUUCUAGCUGAAUUCAGUAGGAAAUUAGAAAUUAAAGCCAGUAUGGUAGAAACAGAAAUGUUUGAUGUGAUUAGGUUGGUGAUUACUCGGGUAUCAAAGAAAUAAUUCACAGUACAUCUGUUGCUUCAAAAAUAAGAGAUAGAUUAGAUCUAACAUGGCCACAUUCAUUAAAUUGGUAAUAACAGAGAAUUGGCUAGGGAGUUGCAGAUUUGCGUCCAGAAUGGUAGAAUUCCAGUCACCUACAAACUAGAUAAUUGAAAAUAACUAGUCUCAAGAUGGCAUUUUUUUAUAACACUGUCUUUUUUUUUUUUAACUUGUAGCAAAUGUUAUCCGGCUACAUGUUCUCUAAUUGAAAAUUGAUGCUCCAAAUUAGUCCUGAAAUUGUCAUAAUUCAGUCUUCACCUAUUACCAAAUUGCAAAUUCAUAUGUACAUUUCCAGGAAAUGGCUUCAAUUGUUCAUGUUCAUUUUAGUUAGCAACUGGAAAUAUCAGAUAUUAUACCCCCACUUUAACAUAUAUCCGUUUGAAAACAAGUAAUCAUACAAGGCACUGGAUACCAUAUUGUAAUCUGAUGUAAAACUAAAAAUACUCCUCUACAAAAUUAGGGAUUAUUCUAGCCCUAGUGACUGAAUAAUCUAAAUUUUAUUAACGACAGGAGGCGAAUAUUUGCUUAAUCUUUCUUUACUGAACCUCCCAGCAGCAAAGAAAUAGUUAACAGUAGUGUAAACAAUUCAACCAAUCAGAGUGUAUAUCAGUAUUAUAUCACAUUAUGAAGCUCCUCCCAAUUCCUCUCUCUUGCUGUAGCCGACAGUAUUGAGUAUCAACCAUGUAAACUGGAACUGUAACUGGAAGCUGGAACUGUGGACUAAGUUGUGGUUCCGAUGUAGUCAACCAUGUAAACCUUGAAUGGGUUGAUGAAUCCAUAUGUGACAAAAAGCGUUAAGAUUCUUCACACUAAAAGAGAAAAAAGAGAAAUCGUGAGAGUAUAGGUUCUCAUACUAGGUGAGUGCAAGUUUAAAGCACGUAUAGUAGGGAGUGACCGAUAGUUUCAAUGUACUUCAUGGAAAUGAUGUGAGGUAUAUGAGAUUACCGGUUAGAGUAAUGAAAUGUAAACCUGACAGCUGACAGAUAAAGAGUGAGUGUGUGUGAGACAUCUCGAGUAGGAGGAGAUAGUAACUUACCUCAGGGUGGGUCGACCUGGUACAGGCGACGAGGGUGGGAAAAUAUUCGCCUCCUGUCGUUAAUAAAAUUUAGAUUAUUCAGUCACUAGGGCUAGAAUAAUCCCUAAUUUUAUGGCAAGACAGGAGGCUUCAUAUUUGCUGUUUUAACGCUCCUGUAUAAUGGAAGAUGCAGCGUGUGGCCAAGGUUUGAAAUAGAAUGUCCGAAAGGUGGAUUCCCUGGACCAGUCUGCCGACGAUAAGACGUCUGAGAGAGAGCUACCUGCACGAAAGGCUGAGGAUGCGGCUGCUCCUCUGACUGAGUGCGCACCAAAGGAGGGGUCGAUGUUAGCUUGGGUUAGUAUCCAUCUGAUCCACCGUGCGACUGUGGGAGCGGACACCGGUUUGUGUGGUUUGACAUAGGACACGAGAAGGGGUCCCGUAGGGGAACGUAGAGCGGUUGUGGCAGCUAUAUAGUGCCUUAAGCAGAGCGCCACACAGAGUGACUGUCUAUUGGGAAAAUAGGGGUAGAAUACAGUGGUAGAGUUAGUCUUAGUUCGCCUAGUGAUGCGAAAUGUAACGCCUUCCGGUGAGAAAACUAUAGCGUGGAAAUCGAAUGCUCUAAUGUCGGAGACCCUACGGAAGGAUACUAGACAUAGGAGUAGGGCUAGUUUGGCAGAGAGUUGACGUAACGUCAAGUUCUCAUUAGAGGGCCAAGAUUCUAAGAGGGAAAAAACCUGAGCAACAUCCCAGAAGUUGGAGUAUUUAGGCAGAGGCGGUCUGGCUAGCCUGAUCCCACGUAACAGUCUACAAACUGAGGGGUGUUUUCCUAUUGAUGCGUUGUCAAUAGGAUUGUGAGCCGCGGAUAUGGCUGAUCUAAAGACAUUAAUCGAUCUAUAGGACUUGCCUUGAUCGAAUAAGGUAGACAGGAAAUUAAGGAUUAUCGUCAAAGGAGCUGAAAAGGGAUCGGUGUCCCUUUCCAGACACCAGCUGACCCAUGCUCGCCAUGCAGCGAGAUAAGCUCGUCUAGUGCCUGGGGCCCAAGAGUCCCAUAGGAGCGCCUGAGCCGUUUCCGAAAGUCCUGAGACAUUCCAGGAUCCCCUGAAAAGGUCCAGGCUACAAGUUGGAGCCGUCCUUGAAGGGCGAGAGGGUGACAAUGCCCUGCUGGAUUCUUGAGGAUGUCGGGGAACCGGGGUAAUAGGAUUGGGAAAUUCGUUGACAUUUCUAAUAAGGUCGGGAACCAGGUCUGGGCUCUCCAUAACGGGGUGACAAUGACUAUUGUCACUACUAGUGCUUUGACCCGGUAAAGGGUGCGUUGGAUCAUGGAGAAGGGCGGGAACGCAUAGGCUCCUGUCUCCGGCCAAGGGUGUAGGAAGGCAUCGACUGCCCAGGAUAGGGGAUCUGGAAGACAGCUGAUAAAGGCUUCGGUCUGGCGAUUUAGUCGCGAUGCGAACAAGUCCAGAGUGAGGGGCCCGCGAAGGCAAAGAAUUUGAUAGAACAAGCGGGGAUCCAAUUGCCAAUCGCUCACAUCUCUCCAAUGGCGAGAGAACCAGUCUGCGACUAAGUUGUCCAUGCCCGGAAGGUAUUCCACCUUGAUGGAUAAAUUCCAUUCUAGGCAGAACUGAUAGAGUUCCUUGGUAAGGUCUGAUAAGAAUUUGGACCGGGAACCUCCUAGCCGAUUCACAUAGCGCACUGCAGAGAUGUUGUCCAUGCGCAGUACUAGUGAACAGUUGAAACAAUCCUUUGCGAAACUGCGAAUCGCAAAAGAUCCUGCAAUCAAUUCUAGGCAAUUGAUGUGCAGAGCUCAUUCCGAGGGGGACCAUAGCCCCCCGGUGGACUUGUCGGCGCACGUGGUGCCCCAUCCCAGAAGACUGGCAUCGGAUUCCAGAAUGAAAUCCGGUUGCGAUCCGAAAAUGGCUUUGCCAUUCCAGGCUUCCAUGUUGUGAAGCCACCAGUGAAGUUCUAUCCGAACUUCGUCUGUCAGGGAAAUGUACUGAUCGUAGGAAGUGGAUCGGUGUAGAUAGUGUGUUUUGAGCCGUUGCAUGGCUCGGCAGUGUAAGGGUCCUGGGUAAAUGGUCUGGAUAGAGGCGGACAAAAGGCCUAUGGUAUGGGCCAGAUCGCGUAGGCGAAUCUGGUGGGCUGACAGUAGUUUGCGAAUCUCUUUCUUUAUAGAUUUUACCUUUGUGGUGGGGAGUUGUAGGAUCGCCUGUACGGAAUCUAUUAGAAAUCUUUUGAGAAGGUUCGAGGGCCGAUUUCUGAAAAUUGAUCACAAACCCUAGGUUUUGAAGCAAGGCUGUUGUCAUGUCCGUGUGUUUGUGCAAGAGGUCUGAAUCUUGAGCCAUUAUCAGGAUGUCGUCCAAAUAUAUGAUGGACCGAAUCAGUUUCAUCAGUUUGGUGAAACACCAUGGUGCGGAACAAAGGCCGAACGGGAGGCAUGUGAAUUGCCAGAGUUCGUCCUGUCAGGGAAAUUGGAGGAAAGCUCAAAGGUUGCGAGCAAUAGAGACUGUGAGAUAUGCAUCUUUGAGAUCGAAUCUGGAGAACCAAUCUCCCACGCAAAGGAGGUCCCUGAGAAGAUGGAUGCCUUCCAUCUUGAAAUGACGGUACCUGACAAAGCGAUUCAGGUCUUUUAAAUUGAAGGAAGAUUGAUUACCUUGAGCAGUUCGUCCGCGAAGGGAGGCAGAACCACGUCCCCGGAUAGAUCCUCUGUUUGUGAAUAACUGCCUGUGAUAGGGUCGGGGUUGUCCCGAUUGCCAAUAGCUCUCUGUUGGGCGAGGCCUGUAGCCUGUGAAGGCAGCUCUGCUGUUCGUUCGGCCUCUAAAACGUCCAGCUCUCCCAGAAAAACGAGUUAACUGGGAACGAAAAACCCUGCGUAGGGAUGAUUGGGCCUUAUUGAGUGUAGUAAAUACAGCUACAUGUUUGGAGAGAUCCUUCAUAAAGGAGUCUCCAAAUAACAAACCAUUGGCCUCUGGUCCCAGUUCUCGGGAGCUCAGAUCGGCUAGUUUAGCAUCUAGCUUGUAUAGUGCCGCCCUGCGCCUCUCAGUGGAUAUAGCCACAUUUGCGUUACCCAGGAGACAUAAGGCUCUCUGGGCCCAUUCUCUAACUGUAUUGGGGUCAAACUCCCCACUGGUUAUGGCUUCGUCUGCCAGAAUGAAGAUUUGGACAAUUGGACCAGAUAUGUCUAGAAGUUUAUCUUGGGCUGUCUUGAGGCCCUGUUCAAUUCCCUUGCGGGGAUCCUUCCCUGUCUUAGUGAGGAAGGUUACAAAUAAUGGGUCGAACUCUGGUGUGAGAGCUACCUUAUUUGGGAUGGUUGGUCGAGGGCACUCGGCUCUGAGUUUUGCCCUGAUUUCUUUAUCAAGUGGUUUGCGUAACCACAUCUUACAGAAGUUAGCGAUAUGGUCCGGUGGGGACCAUUCGGCUGAUCGUGGAUGCCUGAUGACUCUGGAAUCAAAAAGGGGGACACCCGAGGCAUCCAAAAGGAUGUCUGAGUCGGUUCCCUUCUGCGUAGUUACUUUAGUAUCAGAGUCUUUUGAAAUAAGGAAGGUCUCCUUGACAAAUUCCGAUGGGGUAUCCCCUAGCGCAUUCGCCGAGGGGUCCUCAUCGGAAAAGCCAAGGUAAUAGUCCUCAACCCUAUCGCCCGUGUGGAAUACAGAGCCCUCUAGGGGAUCGGGUGUUAAGUGUGCGGAUUGAGGGAUAGACAAUUUCAGGGACUUGGCAGGAGCCUUGCCCUUGCCAGCAGACCUACUAUCCCCUUUCCAGGGGCACUUGCAUGUGGUUUCUGGAUCUGAGGGCUGGGAGUCCUCGGAAUCAGAAGGCAAGCGUGUGGUAGGGUUGACUUCGGUAGAAGUCCGAUCCUGGAAGGCUGCUAAUGCCUUGGGAAUAGAUUCGGCAAUAGUAGAGAUCAGCCAAGCUCUAAGUUCUUGUGAAAUUGCUGGCUCGGUAUUAUCAGACAUGGUUGUCUUUUUAGAAAAAAUUUUGACCAAUAGUCAAAAGUUAAAGAAAUAUUGUUUAAAUUGGGGAUCACCCAACAGUAAUAAGUAAAAUAUUUUAAAUUGGGGGUCACCCAAGAUAUUAGCGCAGUAAAUGAGUAAAGGGCGGCACAGUGAUAAAUAGUGGGGUUACCACUAAAAUACACAAGUGGGUUAUACCACUGUAAUAAUAGUAAGUGGGGUUCACCACUAAAAUAAUUAGACAGGUGGUUGUGUCUCAAUAUGAAAAGUGUUGGAUCACUUUAAACUCUGAUUAUUAGACGUGGGGGGUCACCCUUGAAUGGCGGUGUUAGGACACCUGAAUGGUUAUAGAGGUGGGGGUCACCCACAAUAAAUACUCAAGUACAGAGUGAUAGAAUUAUAAGGUGGGGGUCACCCACCAAGGCCACUUUAUUAAUAAUAAUAGCAGGAAUAUUGUUUAAUUGAACCUGUAAAGAGAAAAAAAUAAACUAAAUUAAAAAACUGUAAAGGGGAACUUUAAGAGUGCUAGAAAAUAAAUAAACAAACGGUGUACUUACCGGAUCCGGCGGUAGAGGCUGCAAGAGCGCCGAGAAACGAAGAGGCCGCGCAGAAAAUGGCCGCCGCUAGCAGAAGGCGGGAAGAAGCGCGGCAAGGGGGGGGAGCCAAAAAGGGCACGAAGGACUGAGCCGCGGACUCCUGGGAACUGGAGUCCGCGGCAGAUAUUUAAAAGAAAUGGUGGAAACCAGCCGCGGUGUUUAAAACGGAGAAACACCGCGGCUGGGAAAAUCAGGUUAAAACUAAUCAAUAGCCUGAGAAAAAAUAAAUCGCGGAAAAGUCCGUGAUUUAAAGAGACACGCUGUGGUAAUUAGCAAAUUUGAGAAUAUCAAGGAAAAGAGUAUGUAAUGUGUAGGAAAAACACCAAAUUGACAAAUGUGGAAAGGAUGAAAUAGAGACUACGAGUAAAUAAUAAUCAAAUAAUAUAAAUGGUAGAUAGGAAGGUAAUCAAGAUUAGUAUUAAAGGCAUAAAGCUAUAAAUGGAAUAGACUCACCUGGGAGGCAAGCAGCAAAGAAAGAGGGAUUGGGAGGAGCUUCGUAAUGUGAUAUAAUACUGAUAUACACUCUGAUUGGUUGAAUUGUUUACACUACUGUUAACUAUUUCUUUGCUGCUGGGAGGUUCAGUAAAGAAAGAUUAAGCAAAUAUGAAGCCUCCUGUCUUGCCAUAAAAUUGUAACAUCUUUAACAUCAUGUCAUGUGUCCUUAAGGGGUUAAAGAAACACUCCAAGCACCCUAACCACUACAAGAGGCUGUAGUGGUUAUGGUGCCGGGAGUGCCCUGGCAACCUACAUUGAAAGCGGUCAAAAUGUUUCAGAACAGGAAAAGAGUGAGUGCAAAAUGGGGGGCACUCAGUAGAAAACUGAGGAAAAGGCCAGGGAGAUUAGAAUAGAGAAGCAGAGAGGAAAAGAUUUGUUGUACUGAGAAAACGCCUGAAUCUUAUAUUUAAGAAUACACUGCAUAAAAAUACCCAUUGCUUUUUUAAAGGGACUGAAAGUUUUUUCUUUUGUUUUGUUUUUAAAUGUUAAAUAUAUUCAUUGGCCAUCAUUGCAAAUAAAAUGUUUCUGUAAUAAAAUGACCCCUGCCUCCUUCCAUUUUCAAAGUGUAUCCAUGAUUCACAGGGCGUUGUACAAAGCAAUAUUGUAAUAUACAAUGUUCUACCUAUUGCUUUAUAUACAUAUGCCCAUUAUAUAUUUAUCAUUACGCACAAUUCUAUUUUGGGCAAGUGUAUAAUCUUUCUGGGUAAUUUACAUUCCUUAAAGAUGUCUGCCACCUAUCUUUUAUUUUGUGCUCCUACUGUCCACUUCAUUCUCUCAUCUUCCAGCCAUACUGCUUUCCUCACGCAAUCGUUUGAUCUUAUCUCCCACUUUGUUUUCCUCAUGUGUUUAUAUACAUCUCCUCUUUUAAAGGGAACCUGUCCUGGAAAAAACAGAUGUAGCUCUUUUAAAAGAGCUUACAAUGUUAUCUAUACAUUGUGCUAGCAGUUUUACUAGCAGAUAUAUACAUUUGGAGAAAAAAACUAUUUAAAAAUCUAUCGAUUCCUCUACAGACACUGAAUGCUGAGGAAUUAAGAGAAAGGGAGAUCAGACGAAACCCUCUGCUCUCCACCCAUAGCAAUCACAGUGCAUGCGCUGUGGUUGCUAUGGUAACUCCGUAGCCAUCGCUCCAUUCAGAUGUUGGCAUGCUGGAACAGAACCAGAAUGUCAAUUGCAUGGAGAUGGUUUGCCCUCUUCGGGGAAAAGUCCCAAGCAGGCCAAAUUUCCACAGAACAGAGGAAUAGUGCGGGCGAACAGGAGGUGGGUGUUACAGAAGUUGUUGGGUAAACUAAUUCAAAUUAAUAACCUGUUGUUUCCUGUAAUAGUACAUUUUUAAAGUGCUGUAGAAUAUAUUGAUGCUUUACAAAAUAAUUAUUAUUCAAUCAAUUUCCCAUGUCAUUCUUAGAUCACGUCAACUUCAUGAAAUACAUAUCAAUCUAUGCAGUUUUCACAUCUUCUUAAUAGCUGUAAAUAAAGCAUGGAUAACCUAGAUAUACCUUCUGUAAAUAUGGAAAAUCAAUCUGAAGAAGAUAAUAAUUGUCCGGAUGAAUAUUACCCAAUUGAUCUUAUGACCUGCCAAGAACCCCAAAUGGAAUUAACAGAAGACAAACGUGACAGUGAUGUGAACCCUGAUCUUCCCCAAAUCUCAAAUGCUUUAGAUAGACCCCUAGAAAUAUCAGUAGAAGAAAUUAUGACUGAAAAUCUUAGUCUAGAUAGGACAUCUCUCACUAAUAUCCCCGGAUGGCCACCAGAAUGGGUGGAAAAUCUUCCCGACAACAAUUAUACCACAGCAAAAGAAACAAAAAUGUGCAAUGAAGAAACAGCUACAUACUGGACAGGAGGUGGGGGAGAUUCAUGUAAACAAGAGAAUAUUUUGACUCCAUCAAUUUUAGAGAGUGAACAGGCAGAUGACAAUAAGAGCCUAGCAAAAAACAAUCCCAGACUUUACUUCCCGCUGGAAAAAACAUUGCGAAAUCUUCAACUUCUUGACCUGAAACUGCAAUAUAACACAAGUCAGGCUGCAGGCAACAAAAAUGACUCUGAAUGCAACAAUGACACCAGCUCCAGCUCUGAUGAAAGUGAAUCCAAGUCAGUAGAAUCUAGUGAACAACAAACUAACCAUGAAGAGGCAGAACGAGCACAAAAUUUGGCACUGAUCACACUCCUGUCCCAAUGUCAUCUGAAGCUGCAGCAUCUGGAGGAACUUAAACACUACGCAGGUCACCUGGCACACAGCGUAAGUGUCUAUCUCCAGGAGUAUUGGAUUUCUCUAAAGAGUCUACAUUUUAUAUUAACCCAUCUAUAGUACACAAGGGAGAACUACACAAUGAAAGCAAAACUCAAUUAUUUAGAAUAAUACACCUCGUUCCAAAUGGUGACGCUUGAAUUGAGCUCUCAAUAUUCUACUACUACUGUGAAAAACCCAUAAGAAAAUUAUUGAAAUUUUAGUAUUUGCUAAAUUUUAGUAUUUAUUUUUUAAAGGCAGUUCAAAGACACAUUUAGAGAUAUGCUCUGAAAGUGAAAAGUAAAUCAUGAGCAAUUCAGUUGUUGGCUAACAAAUACAUAGAAAAUGUCCAAAAUGCAUUCCCAGUAGAAAUUAUUGUCCAAAACAGGAGAGGACUGGCAGGGAGGAAAAAACGCAAUUAUUCCCCAAUCUUCUAAUAUACAGUAGUCUCUGGGAUCCGUUUUCACAGCACCGUCUGUCUUCUGAAUGAUGUACAUGUGGAUGGCUAUCUCCAAUGUUAUAACCUCUGCUUGGCCCUCACCAUGCCGCUCCUCUUCCAUCAGCCAACGCCAAAUCUCCUCUGUUUGAUGUGGCAUCCCGGCGUUCGGUAAACGCUGUAUGCAUGAGCAUUUACUAGGCAGAGUGCAUGAUUACAUUAUUAUGCCAAGCCUGCAUUCAUCCUAAAUUUAAAGUAACAGAAGUCUAAUAACUUGUGGGCUGAAAACACACAUAUUUAUAAUUGUUUCCCAACCUACCACCACACACUUAUGUCUAUUUAAAGAUACGCUAUAGUCACCAAAAGAACUUUGGCUUAACCCCUUAAAGACAGCGGUCCUCGGGACCCGGCUCUAAAUGCCGGGGGGGCGGCAUAGCACGUCCCCACCGUCUUAUUCACUUACCCGGCCAUCGCGGUGGGGGGGACUUACCUGGCAUCCCAGGGAGUCCUCCUGCUCCCGUUCCGGCCCUCUUGGGCCACGUGAUCGGGAGGUCCUUGGGAGGACCUCACGAUCACAUGGACGGCAUAGCCGUCCGCAGCAAUGCCAGCAGGGGGAGUGCCUGUAAUGCCUAUAACUCACCCUGCUGCCUGUAAAAAAAACAAAAAAAAAACAGUUUAAAACAGUUUAAAAUUAAAUUAUAUAUACUUAGAUCAUAUAUUUAUUUAUGAUCUAAGUAUAUAUAUUUAUAUAUAUACACAUACAUACACAUACACUGUCUAAGUGUAUUUUAAUAUUAAUAUAUAUAUAUAUAGUUAUAUAUACAUUAAUAUCAAAAUACAAGUAGAAUGAUAUUGAUUAAAUAUAUAUAUUUAUCAUUAAAUAUAUAUUUUUAUAUAAUAUUAAAAAAAUAUGUAAAUACGUUAAAAAAUUAAAUAAUAAAUAAAUAUAUAUGUGUAAUUUCAUUCUAACUGUAUUUUAAAAUGAAUAUAUAUAUAUAUAUAUAUAGAUAUAGAUAUCAAAAUACACCUAGAACAAAAUAGGAUAUAUAUAUAUACAUAAGUAUAUAUGUAUAUAUCACUAUACAUAUACCUAUAUAUAAAUAAAAAUAAUUUUAAAAAUGAUAUAUAUAUAUAUAUAUAUAUAUAUAUAUAUAGACUCCAAAGUGGCAACGGCUGCUCUCCGGUUUUAAAAAAGAAGUUUUUAUUAAAUCAUAAUAAAAGCAAUGACCAACGUUUCAGUCCCAGCUCGGGACUUUCCUCAGGGUCCAAAAAACAGAAUAACAAAUGCCAUAAAUACAAAUCCUAAAUAUAUACCUAUAUAAUUAAAAUUAAAACUCACCCAGGUGUGCUACUGCCAUCACCACCGGGAUCGCCGGACUUCCGGGUAUGCGCGCGCACCCGCACGCUUACUCCUCCCACCCCACGUGCUGACGUAAUACGUCCAAUCACCAUGGAAACAUAUACACGAACAUCUCAACACCGUGGCAACUGAAUGCUGGUUAAAAAGAUCGUGGUUAUAAAAAGUGUACAAGUGAAAGAUGUUAUGGACAUGUGAAUGAUUAAACAUUAUUAAGAAGGGGGUAUAUAAACACCCACAUAGCCAAUGUAUAAUUAUGACACUGGCGAUGUAUAAACUUGAAAGUGCAUAGUUAGUAUUAAAUAACAUGAUUAAAGUGACAUGAGUGUAAAGUGCAUUAUAAUAUGCUAUCAUAUAAUAAAGUGCUAAAUGCCCUCAAGUGCAUAGUAUACCCAAUACAUCAAUAUUAUUUAAAAGGACUAAUAGCAUAUGACACAUACUAAAAAUAAGAAAAAACUUAGAAAAAAAUUAGAAAAAAAUUAAAAUUAAUUCAUCUUAUGUUCUAAUACUAAACACCAACUAUAUAUAAUGCUUAUAAUAUUAAAAACAAAAAUUGGUAACAAGCUAUAUUUCAAAUAAAGGCAUUGUACGGAAUAUUUUCAUUAAGUCCCAUGGGAGAUACUGUAUUUAAUUGAUAUAUCCAAAACGCUUCCCUUUGAAGGAGCAUUUUACUCCUAUUGCCACCUCUACGAGGAAGAGGGAUAUGGUCUAUACCCACAAAUUUAAGGCAUGUCAAUGAAUGAUUUUUAUCCAAAAAAUGUUGAGCCACCGGUUUGUCCGAAUGUCCGUCCCUGUACGCCAAUCUAAUACUCGAACGGUGGCCUCUAAUUCGUUCGCAGAGUUGUGUCUCCGUCUUGCCCACGUAAUACAAUCCACACGGGCACAUCAAUUUAUAUACCACAAACAUUGUUUUGCAAGUGAUAGUGUGUCUAAUAUCAUAGACUUUAUUAGUGUGUGGGUGGCUGAAUUUUUUUGCCGGUAUCAUGUGUCCACAAGUUACACACCCCAGGCACCGAAUACACCCUCGUAUAUUUUGUUUCAUAUCUUUCGAAUAACUUGCAACUGGAUCUGUAUGCACCAGCAAGUCUUUCAGGCUCUUGUUCCUUUUGUAACAUAUCAACGGAGGUUCCUUGAACACUUUUGGCAACGUGUCAUCCGUUGCAAGCAUCUUCCAAUUGUCUUUAAUCACUGUUGAUACCAAAUUCGAGGAAUUGUGGAAAGUCAUAGGAAACAUUAUCCUCUGAGUAAGAUCCUUCCUAGGUUGUACUGAAACUGCCUUAGCCUUUGUCAGUGCAUCUUCCAAUAUUCUAGUUUCAUAUCCCCGUUCAAGAAAUUUGUGGGUCAUGGUUAUCAACUGUGUCUCCGCUUUAUCUUGGUUUGAAUUAUUACGAAUUACUCUUUGGAACUGUGCCUUUGGAAUAGAAUUUUUCAACGUAGUAGGAUGAGCACUACGUGCAUGCAGCAAAGUGUUACGGUCUGUGGGUUUCGUGUACAGCGUAUAUUGUAUUUUAUUGGAUUCAUAAGACAACUCCAAGUCUAAAAAUUGGACCUUCUCAUCACUGAUAUUGGCCGUAAAUUUAAUGGGCGUUGAUAGUCCAUUCAUUCACCAUCCCAUGUGCUUCAAUGGAUGUUCCACGCCAGAGUAUUAACAAAUCAUCUAUAUAGCGAUAAUAGCUAAUGAUGUUGUCCCGAUAAGGCAUAAGGAUAUGUUGAGUCUCAUACAUAUACAUGAACGCAUUGGCAUACAUGGGGGCCAUAGAAGACCCCAUCGAUGUGCCUGCCACCUGUAAAUACCACUGGUUUUCAAACCUGAAGUGAUUAUUAUAAAGGAUCAACGCCAAUAAUUCCAAAACAAUUCAACAGGUGGGCCCCGAUACAACGGGGAUUCACUUAAUACCUGUCGCAUAGCAUCAAUGGCGUUGAUCCUUUAUAAUAAUCACUUCAGGUUUGAAAACCAGUGGUAUUUACAGGUGGCAGGCACAUCGAUGGGGUCUUCUAUGGCCCCCAUGUAUGCCAAUGCGUUCAUGUAUAUGUAUGAGACUCAACAUAUCCUUAUGCCUUAUCGGGACAACAUCAUUAGCUAUUAUCGCUAUAUAGAUGAUUUGUUAAUACUCUGGCGUGGAACAUCCAUUGAAGCACAUGGGAUGGUGAAUGAAUUGAAUGGACUAUCAACGCCCAUUAAAUUUACGGCCAAUAUCAGUGAUGAGAAGGUCCAAUUUUUAGACUUGGAGUUGUCUUAUGAAUCCAAUAAAAUACAAUAUACGCUGUACACGAAACCCACAGACCGUAACACUUUGCUGCAUGCACGUAGUGCUCAUCCUACUACGUUGAAAAAUUCUAUUCCAAAGGCACAGUUCCAAAGAGUAAUUCGUAAUAAUUCAAACCAAGAUAAAGCGGAGACACAGUUGAUAACCAUGACCCACAAAUUUCUUGAACGGGGAUAUGAAACUAGAAUAUUGGAAGAUGCACUGACAAAGGCUAAGGCAGUUUCAGUACAACCUAGGAAGGAUCUUACUCAGAGGAUAAUGUUUCCUAUGACUUUCCAUAAUUCCUCGAAUUUGGUAUCAACAGUGAUUAAAGACAAUUGGAAGAUGCUUGCAACGGAUGACACGUUGCCAAAAGUGUUCAAGGAACCUCCGUUGAUAUGUUACAAAAGGAACAAGAGCCUGAAAGACUUGCUGGUGCAUACAGAUCCAGUUGCAAGUUAUUCGAAGGAUAUGAAACAAAAUAUACGAGGGUGUAUUCGGUGCCUGGGUUGUGUAACUUGUGGACACAUGAUACCGGCAAAAAAAUUCAGCCACCCACACACUAAUAAAGUCUAUGAUAUUAGACACACUAUCACUUGCAAAACAAUGUUUGUGGUAUAUAAAUUGAUGUGCCCGUGUGGAUUGUAUUACGUGGGCAAGACGGAGACACAACUCUGCGAACGAAUUAGAGGCCACCGUUCGAGUAUUAGAUUGGCGUACAGGGACGGACAUUCGGACAAACCGGUGGCUCAACAUUUUUUGGAUAAAAAUCAUUCAUUGACAUGCCUUAAAUUUGUGGGUAUAGACCAUAUCCCUCUUCCUCGUAGAGGUGGCAAUAGGAGUAAAAUGCUCCUUCAAAGGGAAGCGUUUUGGAUAUAUCAAUUAAAUACAGUAUCUCCCAUGGGACUUAAUGAAAAUAUUCCGUACAAUGCCUUUAUUUGAAAUAUAGCUUGUUACCAAUUUUUGUUUUUAAUAUUAUAAGCAUUAUAUAUAGUUGGUGUUUAGUAUUAGAACAUAAGAUGAAUUAAUUUUAAUUUUUUUCUAAUUUUUUUCUAAGUUUUUUCUUAUUUUUAGUAUGUGUCAUAUGCUAUUAGUCCUUUUAAAUAAUAUUGAUGUAUUGGGUAUACUAUGCACUUGAGGGCAUUUAGCACUUUAUUAUAUGAUAGCAUAUUAUAAUGCACUUUACACUCAUGUCACUUUAAUCAUGUUAUUUAAUACUAACUAUGCACUUUCAAGUUUAUACAUCGCCAGUGUCAUAAUUAUACAUUGGCUAUGUGGGUGUUUAUAUACCCCCUUCUUAAUAAUGUUUAAUCAUUCACAUGUCCAUAACAUCUUUCACUUGUACACUUUUUAUAACCACGAUCUUUUUAAUUAGCAUUCAGUUGCCACGGUGUUGAGAUGUUCGUGUAUAUGUUUCCAUGGUGAUUGGACGUAUUACGUCAGCACGUGGGGUGGGAGGAGUAAGCGUGCGGGUGCGCGCGCAUACCCGGAAGUCCGGCGAUCCCGGUGGUGAUGGCAGUAGCACACCUGGGUGAGUUUUAAUUUUAAUUAUAUAGGUAUAUAUUUAGGAUUUGUAUUUAUGGCAUUUGUUAUUCUGUUUUUUGGACCCUGAGGAAAGUCCCGAGCUGGGACUGAAACGUUGGUCAUUGCUUUUAUUAUGAUUUAAUAAAAACUUCUUUUUUAAAACCGGAGAGCAGCCGUUGCCACUUUGGAGUCUGUGUAUCGUGGAGCCCUGGUGUUUGCUCCCGGCGGUGGGACUUUGGACGUGAGUGCAGGGGAUUUUCGAUUUUUUUAUAUAUAUAUAUAUAUAUAUAUAUAUAUAUACACACUCACACGUGUAUAUAUAUAUAUAUAUAUAUAUAUAUAAUAAUUCUACGUAUAUAUUUACGUAAUAAUUUUACAUAAUUAGGUCAUUUUAUUCAUUACAAUUUGCGGGACCUGCCUGACAACCCAGGCCUAAAGUCCAGGGAAUUUAAUUUGCUAGCACUAUAUUCAACCCUGUAACAAUUGUUGUGAUACGUUUUACUGUUUUGAAACUCUAAUAUUUGUGUUCAGCGAAGUCUCCCGAGUAUAAGAGUACCCCUCAUGUAUGGGUUUUAUGGUGUUUUCAAAAGUUACAGAGUCAAAUAUAAGGCUUGCAUUUCAGUUUUUUACAUUGAAAUUCGCCAGAUUAGUUAUGUUGCCUUUGAGACUGUAUGGUAGCCCAGGAAUGAAAAUUACCCCCAUGAUGGCAUACCAUUUGCAAUAGUAGCGAACACAAGAUAUUGCAAAAGGGGUAUGCCCAGUCUUUUUAGUAGCCAAUUCUUAUUUUCUCCCAUUUUUUUAUAUUUUAUUCAUAUUAAAGUAUGUUUCAUACCUAAAUAAUUGAUGUUAAAUGAAAGCCCUGUUUCCCCUGAAUAAAAUAAUAUAUAAUAAGUGUGGGUGCACAUAAUAUGAAAGAGGUGAAUUAGACCUGAACAGACAUAUAGCGCAAAUUCCAGGUUUUGUUUACGUUUUGUUUUGAUCACAACGUGUACAUUUGGCUCCGUCCUUAACGGGUUAAUGAGGUAAUUUUUGUGUAUAGAUCAUGACUGAGGUUUCACGGCUCAAUCCUCUGCUAUUUAGGAGUUAAAUCGAUUUUGUUUAUGUUUAUAUGUUUACUCACACAUCCUGAAUGAAAGCAAAUCAGAUUUAACUUACUUUAACCCCUUAAAACCGGAGGACGUACAAUUACGCCCUCUAAUAGGCGGCUCUAAACGCCGGUCGCCGGCGGUCCCACGCCGGCGAUCGCGGUUGGGGGGACUCCCAGGGAGCCCCCCACGGCACAUCCGUCAAAUAUAGCACGUUACAUUUGAAAUUGAAAUUCGCCAGAUUGGUUACGUUGCCUUUGAGACCCUAUGGUAGCCCAAGAAUGAAAAUUACCCCUAUGAUGGCAUACCAUUUGCAAUAGUAGACAACCCAAGGUAUUGCAAACAGGGUAUGUCCAGUCUUUUUUAGUAGCCACUUAGUCACAAACACUGGCCAAAAUUGGCAUUUUUUGCAUUUUCACACACAAACAAAUACUAACGCUAACUUUGGCCAGUGUUUGUGACCAAAUGGCUACUAAAAAAGACUGGACAUACCCCAUUUGCAAUACCUUGGGUUGUCUACUAUUGCAAAUGGUAUGCCAUUAUGGGUGUAAAUUUCAUUCCCUGGCUACUAUACAGUCUCAAAGGCAACGUAACCAAUCUGGCGAAUUUCAAUUUCAAAUGUAACGUGCUAUAUUUGACCCUGUAACUUCCCAAAACGCCAUAAAACCUGUACAUAGGGGGUACUGUCUUACACGUGAGACUUUACUAAAUACAAAUAUGUGUAUUUUAUUGCAGUAAAAUCAAACAGUAUUAUGACACUGACCUUUAAAAUGCAAUUUAGAACUAAAAAAAUCAAAAAAAUCGUAUUUUCUCCCAUUUUUUUCAUAUUAAAUUAUGUUUCAUAGCUAAAUAUUUGAUAUUAAAUGAAAGCCCUGUUUCCCCUGAAUAAAAUGAUAUAUAAUAAGGGUGGGUGCAUUUACUAUGAAAGAGGUGUAUUACGGUUGGACAGACAUGUAGCGCAAAUGCCAGGUUUUGUUUACAUUUUGUUUUGUUCACAAUGUGUACAUUUGGCUCCGUCCUUAAGGGGUUAAAAGUUUUUAUCUCCUGCUCUGUAAAUUGAACUUUAAAUAUAUACAGUAGGCUCCUGCAAGAUCUAGCAAACUUUUAAGAGAGCAGGAGAUAAUUAAUUCUAAAUUAAACAUAAUUUGCAAUAAAGGAAGUGAAUAUAUUAGAUAGCUCUUUACAGGAACUGUUUAGGAAGGCUGUGUAAGUCACCUGCAGGGAGGUGUGACUAGGUUUGCAUAAACAACAUGCUUUAAUUCCUAAAUGGCAGAGAACUGAGCAGUGAGACUGCAGGGGCAAACUGCUUCAUUAAGCCAAAGUUGUUUUGGUGACUAUAAUGUCCCUUUAAGCCUUUCUCUGACAUCACUUCCUUGCCCUGAUGUGAUUUUUAUAGCCUGAUAGUGCGCUCCUAUAAUCUUGGUAUUUCUAGUAGCUGACUUGACUAUGUUUAAUCCUUUAUUUUGUAUCCCUGAACCUUGGCUUCAUUAUACUAGUAUUUUAAUUUUCUCCAAACUUGACCUAAGCCUGUAUCUGACUGUGCUCUAUCCCAGGGAUAGGCAACCUUCGGCACUCCAGAUGUUGUGGACUACAUCCCCCAUAAUGCUGGCAAAGCAUCAUGGGAGGUGUAGUCCAAAACAUCUGGAGUGCUGAAGGUUUCCUAUGCCUGCGUCUAACCUAUACGUUAAAAGGAAACUAUAGUGCCAGGAAAACAAAGUUGUUUUCCUGGCACUAGAGCUCACUAUAGUGCCACCCCCCUGUUGCAUCCCCCCCUUUCGUGGUGCAGAAGGUGUUAAAAACACCUGCUAUCAUUUACCUGACCUGGGUCUGGCUUCGCCUCCACUCAUCUCCCGCCGGCUGACCUAAAACGCAUGCGCGCAAUGGCUGCAUUUGCAUUAUGAAUUCCCCUGAGGAAAGCAUUAUAUGAUGCUUUUCUGCUGGAUUUUGGGUGAUGCUGGAUGUCCUCAAGUGCUCAAAGCAUGUAUGAAUGCACCAUUUUCCUUGGGGAAAGUGGAUUGCAGGGACUAUUGUGUGCUAUAAUUAUAUGACUAAUAUAUUAAUAGUAAACUCAUAUACUGAUUAGGGGUAAGGAUGAGAAUCACUAGUGGGUAUUUAUCAAUGUGUGGGGCAAUUACCAUGGAAUCGCCAUAUGCAGGUUACGUGAAAGGUACCUGGAGAUAACUGUGUUGGUAUAGGUGCAUCAGGGCCAUCUUUAAUAUUGACUGGACCUGGGCAAAGCAUUUGCUUGGGCCCCCUGGACUCUGUCCCCCCCUCCUCACGCGUGCAAUCACGUCCUCCACCCCAACGCAGUGGCGGACCUAAAGUAAAGAGGUGCAAGAAUUUUUUGAGCCUUCCUAUUGCACGGGUGAUUAAUAGGUAGAUCCCCAUCUGCCGUGCAACUCCAGAAAUGUUUGCAGAUUUGUAUUUAGCACUAAGCAGUUUUUGUGUGUUUGAAUGUAAAAACGUUUUUGUAUGGAAUAUGUUUGUAUGUGGUGUUGGCGUGACUGCAAACAUGUAUUUAUGUGUAGUGUUGGUUUUUUAAUGCAGGGGUGUAUUAACAUAUAAUUUUAAUAUGCAGGGUCCCUCACUGUCCAACGCAUUUUCAUGCCAGGGAGAGGCCCAGGCAGCUUCUCACCUGGUGCAGACCACUUAGUACUGCUCCCGCGAGUGCUUCCACAGGUUGGCUCCUCCAGAAGGAGCGGUAUGAGUGGCCUGCUCUUGCUGAAGAAAACUGAACAAACCAUGUACACUCGAUUAGUUAAAGGAGAAUAUUCAUGUAGAAAUUUGAGUGCCCAAGCCUCAACAUUAACUAAUGUUAUUAAAAAAAUGGAAAAACCUCGAAACUUCAUGGCAGGGUAAAAUAAAUAUUAACGCAUAUAUCCUGCCUAAGUGGCUAUAUCUGUUUUCCAUGGUUCCACUUAAAGUCCCCAGUCCCUGGUUAGCAAUGGUUCAAUCAAGCGUUAAUAAUUUUAUCUGGAACAAUAAAAAACCCAGAAUUAGUCAGAAAAUGUUAUCUAAAAAAUUGUCCAAUGGUGGCCUAAAUUUUCGUAGCAUUAUCUAUAGUUAUCAGGCAAAUAUUAUCAGACACAUAUAUACUCUACAGGAUCCUAAACAGGUCUCCGAACCAUGGUUUAUUAUCGAGUCUGAAGUGGCUCAUAUUGAUAAAUUACAAUACUAUAUGUGGACAGUUACCAGGAACACCCUAAUGAAUUCUUCUUCAACAAAUUUAAUGACACUGACCCAAACCUUAGACAAAUGGUUGGAAAUUAAGAAAACAUUAGGUUUUAACAAUCUUAUACCUAAGUCUUGCAGACUUCAUAUAUUAGAAAUUAUAAAGAUUUCUCAUUAAUAAAUUGGGCCAAUGUGGAUAAAUUAACGAUCACUGAUAUUAUGCAGGGGCAUAAUAUAUUGUCCUUUCAACACAUUAUAGAUAACUAUUUUUUAAUUAUCUUCGUUUAAAAAAUUUCAUUCAUAAAAAUGUCAUCAACUCCUCCUCCCCAUCUGCCAAAAAAUUUGAAUUUAUUUUUAGUAAUCGCCCUAUCAAUAAGGUUACAUCUGCCGCAACCUCCAUGUUAGAAUGUCUUAAAGAGUCUCCCUAUAAAUUAGUUAAGACUUGGGAACAGGAAUUGGAACUUGAGAUUCCUCUAGUUGACUGGCAUUCCUCUUUAAUUCAUUUAAACAAACAUAUUCAUUGUUUAAAUUUGACCGAAUGCCACUUCAAGGUCCUUCAUAUUUUAUUAUACUCCGUCUAGAUUAGCCAGAAUGUAUGAUUCCUGUGACCCUACUUGCUGGAGAUGUGGCAGUCAUCCGGGUACAUAUAUUCAGAUUUGGUGGUCUUGUCCCGUUGUUAGACCUUUAUGGUCAUGGGCAUUUAAUAUCUUUUUUUUUAAAUUCUUUAUUUGUUCCAAAGCAGGACAACUUAUACAUAACACACAUAACAAUAUCAAUACACUUUCAAAAUAGGCAUAUACGCAGCAGUUUUCGGCUUACAACAUUAUCCGCAUGAAUGCACAUUCUAAUUUUUAGAUUUUACAGAAUUCGCAAUCAUGAAAUGCGUUUUUGCCUGGAUUUUCCAAGGUGUGAUUAACUCCUUUAAGUAUCUCAAGACAUCCCACUUGGUGUUUUCGUAGUAAAAUAAAACAUGUAACUACUUUGCUGUAGCUUGCACUGAGAACAGUUAGGGGCACUAUACAUAUUCACACUUGCUUCUCUAGCUUUACUGUAUACCCUUGAUAGUCCCGUUAUGCACAAUCUUACAAUUGUAAGGAAAAUUAUACAUGGUUCAAAAGAUUGGAACCAGAAACAGAAAGAGCAACCUCGAGGGUCUGAAGAAGUAGAGAGAAGUAGUUAGGGGUGAGCAUGGGAAGGAUGAAAAGGGGGGGGGGAGGGGGAGUGCAGGGGGAGCCGCUCAACGAUAAGUGUCGCAAGGAUUGCAUUGCCUUACUGACUUCAUCUAUCCUAGGCAUCCCCUAAGUUUUAAAAGGAAAAAGACAAGACCCACAAGGUCAGAGUUGGGAAGCCCCCUAAUGAAGUAAAACGUAACUUUUAAUAAAGAUUUAUAAGAACGCCCAUACAAAUAAUCAAGAAUAAAAAAAAUUAAAAAGGUUUGAGAAAUUAGGGAGACCAAAAAGUAAUAAAAUAAAGAGUAGUACAGGGGCCACAAAAGUGCCUCUAGAAGCAAAUGGUUGCUAAUUGUAGGGUCAUAUGAAUAAAUAUGUCUCUUGUAGAUUAAAUAAGACCCUCCCUGGUUGUGUACUUUCCUUGUUUUGGGAUCAGGUGCCAUCCAUUCACAAUUUGAGGGGAUACAAUGAAUCUGUGAUUGGAACGCUGCGUGUCCUCUCCUAUGUCCGUAUCGGAUGCUCGGUCUUUUGAACAGUUGCGUGGAUUUGUUUAUUUACAAGCCUAUGUUGCCAUACCAACACUGGUUGAUAUGCAACAUCAAUAGGGGCGUGGCUUAGCCUGGACUCAAUUCUUCAGCGUGCAUAAUAAGCACACACCCCUGUCUUCCUUUUCCCUAUUGGCGUCUAUGAAUAUUUGACGCCAUCCAAUAGGUGACCGCCAUGCACAGGUGGGGGCAUGGUCUACACGGACUGAGUUUUGGCGCGAAUGCCAAACACACGCCCCCUCUUUUGUACCGACGCUUUGCGGCUAUUUAAACAGCUUCUGUUUCAGAUGGAGGUUUUGAUUAGCCUCAGAAGAAGGCGCGUUCCACAGCGCCGAAACAUGUGUUAGGCAGGCAGAAGGCAGGGAGACCUUUUAGUAUUUCUCUAUUAUCCUAGGAAUAGGCAGGUUUAGAGUCUUUUUGAUGUUUAGCUGUCUGCUUAGGGUUACUUUAUCACCAAGAGCCUUUUAUAGGGUUUGGGGGGCUGCUAUUUUUUCUAUCAGCAAUUCCUGUGUGGGGGGGUCCCUCAUUGCAAGUGUGUAUAGGAGAGGUUAUUUUGUAUCUCUGCACUCUCCCAAGAACACUGAUACCCUCCAUAUUUAUAUACAUUUACUUAGUGUAUCGCUCUUUUGAUACUAUAUAGCAGUGCACCUACCCAGUGACUCUUAAGUAGCAGUAUCAGUUAUUAGUCUGACAUACAAGGAAAGUACACAACCAGGGAGGGUCUUCUUUAAUCUACAAGAGACAUAUUUAUUCAUAUGACCCUACCAUUUGCUUCUAGAGGCACUUUUGUGCCCCCUGUACUACUCUUUAUUUUAUUACUUUUUGGUCUCCCUAAUUUCUCAAACCUUUUAAAAAAAAUUUAUUUUUGAUUAUUUGUAUGGACGUUCUUAUAAAUCUUUAUUAAAAGUUACGUUUUACAUAUACAUUACUUCAUUAGGGGGCUUCCCAACUCUGACCUUGUGGGUCUUGUCUUUUUCCUUUUUACACUUAUAUAUGUGAGGGUUAUGCCCAAUUGUGGUCGCCCCAGACACACCUGUUUGCAGGUUCCCCCCUCUUUCUUGGGGGCUCCCUGCUCUUUUCUAUCCCCUAAGUUUCCCUCAAAGAGAGAUGGGUUUAGAUGAAGCGGUCUGUAACUUGUCUCUUCAAUGCCCUGAGUGGUACGGAUGUAUGGUUUAUGUUUUUGGUCCAGUCUGCUGUUUUAAUUACUUACUGUACUAUUGAUCCGAGGGUCCCAGAUCUUUUAAAAUUUCUUCGUAGUCCCUCUGACCUGAGCUGUCAAUUUGUCAAUUAAAAAGGUAUCCUUUAUUUUAUGUUUUAUUAUUGCCAUCGUAGGAGUGUCCCUCUGUAGCCAAACCUGCGCUAAGGCUGGUCUUGCGGCGAGGUUUAUCUUGUGAAGGAGGUUUUGUUCCGUUUUUGUCCAAUCAUCCAUGGAUCUUAACAAUAGGAACACCCAUGGGUCUACCUUCACCUCCCUGCCGAACACUUCUCGCAACAAUGCUGCGAUCUGUUUCCAGUAUAUCUGCACCACUGGACAUUCCCACCACAUAUGGAUAUACUUACCCUUAUGUCCGCAGCCCCUCCAGCACAAGUCUGUUGGGUUUCUACGCAUGCGGCACAGCGUCACUGGGGUGGUAUACCACCGAAACAAGGUCUUAUAUGAUUGUUCCUGCAAGGAUACGCACACUGAAGAUGUUGCUGCUGCCUCCCAUAUUUCCUGCCAUUCUACACCCUCCAGCACUUCAUUCAAAUCUGCUUCCCACUGAUCUAUGUACUUUAUGUCUCCCCAUUCCAGAGUGUGAGUACUCAGAUGGGAGUAUAAACAGGAGAUUAGGCUGCUCGGGAAUUGUUCCUUUGAACAAAUUCUUUCGAAAAACGUCCAUGGUGUCUGCGCUGCCUUUUUGAUCCUGGUAUCUCGGGCAUAGUCUCUAAGCUGAAGAUAGCGAAAGUAGUCGAAAGGUCUCAAGGGGGCCCUACUAUUCAGUUCCUCAAAUGUGACAAGGGAGCCAUUUUCAAACAGUUGAAAUAGUCUCUGCAGUCCUGCGUUUUCAAGUCCCUUAAAAUUCCUAGCUUGCAUGCCCAGGAGAAAAUCUCUAUUUCUCAAGAACGGGAUCAUUGGCGACGGGGUAGAUGUCAAGCCAUAUUCGAGGGCGGUUGCAUACCAGACCCUGAGAGAGGCCUGUACCGCUUGGCAAGGCAACUGGUCCAGAGAUCUAAAUUCCUUAGGGGUCCAUAUAAGGAACUGGGGGAGAUCCGGGCCCAUCAAGAGGACUCCAAAUCCACCCACCUCCUCUCAUUAGGGGGUGUAUGCCAUAACGCUAUUUGGGUCAACUGGGCCGCCAAAUAGUAGUAAUAAAGGUUUGGCAGACCCAGCCCCACCCUAUCCUUAGCUCUAUAAAGUAUAUUCCGUGAGAUCCUAUGUUUCUUAUUCUGCCAGAUAAACUUGCCGAUAGCCUGCUGAAGUGCUACCAGGUUACAUUUAGUCAAGUGGAUCAGGAGAGCUUGAAAGAGGAACAAUAUCCGAGGUAGCACAUUCAUUUUCACAGAAUGUAUUCUUCCGAUCCAAGAUAUUGGUUUAUCUACCCACGUCUCCAUGUCAUGUAUUAGUUGCCUGAUUAGUGGAGCGUAAUUCUGUUGAUGCAAGAGGGAGGGACCCGCCGUUAACCAGAUGCCCAGGUAUUUAAUGUGAUCUUUUGCUAUGUUGACAUGAUAUGUCUGCGCUGCGUCUGCAUUGCUCACCCUUAUGGGGAGUGCACUCGAUUUGUGUAAGUUGACCUUGUAUCUGGUCACCGUACCAUACUCUGUCAGUAUUCCUGUCAGUGUUGCCAUAGAUUCCUGUGGGUCCAUCAAUGAUAAUAAUAUAUCGUCAGCGAAUCCCGAUAUAACGUAUUUCUGUCCCCCACCGUGAUUCCCCUGAUCUCUGGGGUUACGCGUAUCGUUUGCAUGAGGGGUUCUAAUGAUAGGACAAACAGCAAUGGUGAAAGAGGGCAACCCUGUCUUGUACCAUUGCUCAAUAGGAAAGGGAUGGAUUGUGCUCCCGUUAUUCUGACCUAUGCCCUGACGUUGGAGUAUAAGGCUUUAAUUAUCGUGAUAAACAGGGCCGGCAUGCCGAAAUGGUGUAACAUCUCAAAUAGAUACGGCCAUUUGACUCUGUCAAACGCUUUUUCGGCGUCUAGUGACAGCAUCAAUGCAGGGGUUUGCAGCCUAGUUUGUCUCCCUAUAAGAUCAAUGUUGCGUCUCGUAUUCUCAAACAGUUGCCUACCCGGUACGAAGCUCACCUGGUCUGGGUGGACCAGGCUAGUGAGAAUUGGGUUCAGUCUGAUCGCUAACACUUUUGCUAAGAUUUUGGAAUCAUGAUUAAUUAAUGAUAUUGGGCGAAAAUUCGCCGGGAUUGAGUAAUCUUUCCCAGGUUUGGGCAAUAAGACUAUAUUCGCUAGUGACAUAUCUCGGGGACAUUUAAUAUCUUUACUACUAUGACUGCCAAUAGAAUUACGGAAAAUGCUGACUGCCCUUUUGCACCUUAAUUAGAAUCUUAAAGGGACACUAUAGUCACCUGAACAACUUUAGCUUAAUGAAGCAGUUUUGGUGUAUAGAAAAUAUAAGCGAUUAUAUGGACAAUCUUCGCCUUAGUCAGAUUCAUCUUAAAAAUCUAACAUAGGUCACAGCUAUUAACAUAUAAAAUAGUGUUGAUUUGCACUACAACUAUAUAAGAUUCAUAGUUAACAACCAGGGGAUGCCAAGGACUGUGUGAAUAUGGACAUAAAGACACCAAUAUUGUCGAGGUAUUAUGCAUUAUUACUUUCUUCUUUUUUAGGGAAAUUCUCCUGCUCUGAAAGGGUGAUGGGUACUGUCAUUUUAUGUAUGUUUUGUUUAUAUAUGUACUUGUACGUUGUAUCUUAUUCUUGUCACUUUGGGGUUACAUUCCAAUUAAUAUGAGGAUGUAGAAUGAUGUAAUAUGUUUUAUAUGAUAUGUAAUUAUUUAUUUGUCUGCUGCAUAUGUCAUGAACUUUACCGUAAGGUGCAGUCUAUUUGUUGUCUAUGGAAAAAUUUGCUUCAAUAAAAAUCUAAUUAAAAAAAAACAAAAAAACUAAUGUUAUGAAUAAUGCAAUCAAAAGAGCCUGACUUUGCGAGGCAGCCAGUGGGGCUCAAAAAUUUAAACUUCCGUACCUAUUCAAACAAAUCUCCAUACGUUAAACAUUCAUUGUAUGAAAUAUAAUUUAAAUUGGUUUACUAAUAAAAGCGUUACUGACUUUUCAAAACCUACUCUGAAUUUUGACCCAAUUGAUUAUGCAUAUAGUUUGCAGUACACUAAAAGGUACGCUUUUGGGCCAUUUGCCAAACCGAAACUCUGCAUGGAUGAAAUUCUGUCCAUCUGAACCCAAAAAUAUUCCUCUAAAACAGGGGUUCUCAAACUCUGGCCCCCCAGAUGUUGCUGAACUACAACUCCCAUGAUUACUUGAAUUACAUAGGUAGCCAGAGAAUCAUGGGAGUUGUAGUUCAGCAACAUCUGGGGGGCCAUAGUUUGAGGACCCAUGCACUAAAAUAUCUCAAGUAGGGAAAUGUAACUUGGGACAGAUUCCAGGACUCCUCAUCUAUGGAUAAACUAUUUAAAGAUAUUUUCUUUUUCCUAUCCAUUUGGAACUAGCACUGCUAUAAUGAAUUGUUUGAACUAUAAUAGAGAGUUAAAAAAAUAAACAAAAACAUUUUUUCCUAAUGGGAAACCAUAAAAGAUAGCUACAGAAAGUUACACAGACCCUUUAACCAUUCUCUCUUUUUUUUUUUUACAAUAAAAGAGCAUGAAAAAAUAUGGGUUCCAUCUCCCUAUUUGGUAUAUAAAGUAAUAUUGUUCAGUUGUAUUAUUGUAUAUAUUAUAUACAUUUUAACAACAAAAAAACUUUAGUUUUUCUCUUUUCUUGCAGCUGUGGGAAGCCCAAGAGACCAUUUCAUAUCUAAAGGAAAAUGUUGCAGCAUUGCACAGAGAAAAUGUACAGAAGGAGAAUAAAAUCUUUAACUUGUCCAAGGAACUCAUGGAAUCCAAGAGACUUUUAUACGAGAAGUCUGAAAGAAUCACGGACAUGAAAGCCAUGUUUAAAAGUCUGGGUGACCAUUUGCAAAAUCGAUCAACUCAGCAAAUGAUUAUCAGUGACCAUUGUGCGGGUAGUUCUAAAUACACAGGGGCAGGCCCGGUAGAGAUAGAACCAGAACUGUCAGGUCUUGGAAAUUCUAAGAUCUGUACUAUUCUAUGACAUAUAAUGUGUUCGUAGGAGAAUUUCAGUUAAAGGGAGCAUUGUAGACAUGAGGAUUAUGUGCGGUUUACUCAAAAUGUGCUACUGAAUUGCCCAAUUUUUCAAUAUUAGUUGUGAUCUGAUAGCAAUUUUGUUACUUACUA